AUGUUAUUUGAAUCAUUUAAUUGUUUAUCUUACAGCAAGGUUCCNGCUGCUGAUGCCAAUAAUAAUGAUGAUGAUACUACUAUUGAUGCCAAUAAUAAUGGUGAUGAUACUACUACUGAUGCCAAUAAUAAUGGUGAUGAUACUACUACUGAUGCCAAUAAUAAUGGUGAUGAUAAUAACGAUGGUGAUAACGAUAAUAACGUUGAAGAUAAUAAUGGCGAUGAUAAUACUGCUGAUGCCAAUAAUAAUGGUGAUGAUAAUAAUGGUGAUAAUAAUGAAGGUGACAACAAUAAUGGCGAUAAUGGGGGCACCAAUGAAAGGGAUUCAGUUGGUGUUAUUGACAGCAGUACAUUUGCUUGUGUUUUCAACAUGAUCGAUCCUACAGUACGCGCUAAACGAUUUGAUGGACUAAAAGCAACCGGCUGGACGCCGGUGAACAAAGAUGAAGCUGCUGUCUUUCUUGCACAUGCAUUUCAUGAGACAGAUGGACUCCAGACAACGAGAGAAUAUUGCGCUCCAGGUAUGCUUUUCUGA
Rotaria sp. Silwood2 is the source of this 534-nucleotide messenger RNA. NCBI's taxonomy places the organism in Eukaryota, Metazoa, Rotifera, Eurotatoria, Philodinida, Philodinidae. The record is from the annotation of a GenBank genome assembly.